CUUUGCAAAAUUAAACACCGAAAAGAAAGCCGUCUCAGUUCGUGACUCUCUCUCGCCUUCCUCUUCCUCUCUCCCUGUUUAAGAUCAGACCAGACUUCCGCCGGUCGUCUCCAUCUCCGUCGACUCAGUCAUUUGCCGGGCGCCGGCCAGGAUUCCGGCCUAGGGACCAUGGUUGGCUGUGGAGAACCAUGUUCAAGAUUCGGGACUUAAAGGGUUGCUGACGAUUGGCAACUGUAUGGUUCGUUUUCUGUGAUUUGCCAUUAGAGGAAGAGUUUGUUGAUCGAUGUAAAAAAAUAUCGAGGGAGGACAAGGUGCAGGCAAAAGGAAGUCAAAAGAAGAUGAAGAUAGCCAUUAUACAUCCCGAUCUUGGUAUAGGUGGAGCCGAAAGAUUAAUUGUUGAUGCGGCUGUUGAGCUGGUAUCUCAUGGGCAUGAUGUUCAUGUUUUCACCUCACACCAUGAUAGAACUAGAUGUUUUGAGGAGACUCUUUCCGGUGCCUUUCCUGUUACUGUGUAUGGUGCUUUUCUGCCUCGACACAUCUUCUACCGUCUCCAUGCCGUAUGUGCAUAUGUGAGGUGCAUAUUUGUUGCUCUUUGCAUGCUGCUUAUGUGGCCUUCAUACGACAUUAUUGUAGCAGAUCAAGUUUCUGCUGUCAUUCCACUGUUGAAACUUAAAAAGCCAACAAAGGUCGUAUUCUAUUGCCAUUUUCCGGAUUUGUUGCUUGCCCAACGCACUACUAUUCUUAGGAAGAUUUACAGGAAACCCAUAGAUUUCAUCGAAGAAAUAACAACAGGAAUGGCAGAUAUGAUCCUCGUCAACAGUAAAUUUACAGCUGCUACUUUUGCGAAAACAUUCAAGCAGCUUGAUGCACGAGGAAUUAAGCCAGCUGUUCUUUACCCAGCAGUCAGUGUUGAUCAGUUUGACAAACCCCGUUCUCUUAAGCUGAGUUACCUGUCCAUCAAUCGUUUUGAGAGGAAAAAGAACAUAGACUUGGCGAUUUCAGCUUUUGCUAGGCUCUAUAACCUCAGAGGAGAAUUUUCCAGUCACAAUGUGGACGGUGCUACGUUGACUAUUGCAGGUGGUUUUGAUAAACGUCUAAGGGAGAAUGUGGAGUACUUGGAGGAGCUUAAAAGCUUAGCAGAAAGGGAAGGAAUUUCGAGCAGGGUUCACUUUAUCACAUCCUGCUCAACAGCCAAGAGGAACGAACUCCUUUCCGAAUGCCUUUGUGUCCUCUACACGCCGAAGGAUGAACAUUUUGGAAUUGUCCCUUUGGAGGCAAUGGCAGCUCAUAAGCCUGUAAUUGCGUGCAAUAGUGGGGGACCUGUGGAGACGGUUAAGCAUGAAGAAACGGGAUUUCUUUGCGAUCCCAACCCACAAGAGUUCUCUUUAGCUAUGGCUAAGCUAUUAGAGAACCCUCAAGUGGCAGAGAGAAUGGGUGAAGCAGCUCGGAAGCAUGUCACAGAGUCAUUCUCCACAACGAUAUUUGGCCAACGUUUGAACCAGUAUAUUCUCGACAUUGCUCGGAGGAAGGUGGACUAAGAGCACUCGACCUUGUUUAAAAACCAUAGACCCGGUUUAGCUUCGAAUUCAGUUUCCCAUAUUUUAUUUCAAAGCGGGUUGUGUGGCCCAGUAAAGGAAUUUAUAAUACUUAACAAAGAAGAUAUAACAGUUAUGUUUGGUUCAUAGAA
Messenger RNA from Syzygium oleosum, 1687 nucleotides. RefSeq lists its product as uncharacterized. The record is from RefSeq and is a predicted model, not a curated record. Gene Ontology annotation, molecular function: alpha-1,3-mannosyltransferase activity; GDP-Man:Man(1)GlcNAc(2)-PP-Dol alpha-1,3-mannosyltransferase activity. The transcript is spliced from 9 exons. NCBI's taxonomy places the organism in Eukaryota, Viridiplantae, Streptophyta, Magnoliopsida, Myrtales, Myrtaceae. The coding region runs from base 339 to 1538 and encodes 399 amino acids.